AUGGACAUGAUAUACGUCCCAGCUUUUAUCCUCCUGUUUUUGAUUUGCUUCUGCAAAUCCGAUGAUCGCCUAACACCCACAAAACCCCUUUCCCCCGGCGACAGGCUCAUCUCAGACGGUGGCAUCUUUGCUCUUGGCUUCUUCUCCCUGAAGAACUCAAGUGCAAACUCAUACGUCGGCAUAUGGUACAACCAAAUCCCGGAGCGAACAUACGUGUGGGUCGCAAACCGCGACAGCCCAAUCACUAGCAGCUCCUCUGGUAAGUUUGUUGUGACCAACAAUUCUGAUCUUGUCUUGUUAGACUCCAAAGGAAGCACUCUUUGGACAACCUCGAACAACAUCACCUCCGAAGCCGCCGGAACUGCUGCUAUACUGCUUGACACCGGGAACUUGGUCAUCCGGUUGUCCAAUGGCACAGACAUAUGGCAGAGCUUUCAUUACCCAACUGACACCCUCCUCCCUAACAUGACUACACCGUUGAGCAGCAAAAAUAAGCUCUACAGGCCUUUUGUUGCUUGGAGGGGCCCUGAUGACCUGUCCACUGGCGACUACUCCUCGGGCAGUGACUCCAGCUUGGUUCCCCAGGUCUUCAUCUGGAAUGGGACGAGGCCGUACUGGCGCAGAGCUGCGUGGACUGCUGCACUGGUCAACAACGUGUAUCAGAGAAACACUGGCGCCUUCAUGUUCGAAACAAUUGAACGAAGAGGUGCUGAGUUCUAUAUAACAUACACCGUCUCCAAUGGCUCACCAAAUAUGCUCGCGAAACUGCACUAUACGGGCAUGGUGAAGGUCCUUACAUGGAACAGCAAGUCGUCGUCUUGGGAUGUUUUCAUGGAGUACCCCAGUCAUGGCUGUGAUAGCUAUGCUUCGUGCGGCCCAUUCGGCUACUGUGAUGGCACAGAGGCGAUUCCAACAUGCAAGUGCCUUGAUGGUUUUGAGUCUGCUGGCCUUAACUAUUCCCUAGGAUGUCAGAGAAAGAAAGAGUUGAAAUGUGAUGGUACAUAUAGUUUCAUAACUUUGUCUGGCAUGAAAACGCCUGACAAGUUCCUGUACAUCAGGAAUAGAAGCUUCGACCAAUGCGCAGAAGAAUGCAGAAGCAACUGCUCAUGCAACGCUUACGCGUACGCCAACCUAAGCAGUCUUGGCAGUCUCGAUACGGUUGGAGACAGUUCGAGGUGCUUGGUUUGGAUGGGGGAGCUUGUUGACACAGGGAAGCCUGCUAGUGGUGCUAGUGAAAAUCUUUACCUCCGUAUUUCCAGCUCAUCCGCUAAUGAAAAAAAGAUUGUUAUACUGAAGAUUGUACUCCCGGCGGUGGCUUGUCUGUUGGUACUCACGUGCAUAUACCUUGGAUGCAAGUCACGAGGUAAGCGCCGAAGGAAAGGUCAGAGCACACAUAUGCUAAAGCACUUGAAUGCUUACAAACUUGGGAACGAAGAUACAGAACUUCCAUCUGUUGGUUUUGACGAAAUUCUCACUGCAACAAACAACUUUUCUGAUUACAACAUGCUUGGAAAAGGUGGUUUCGGAAAAGUGUACAAGGGAAUAUUGGAAGAUGGCAUGGAAGUUGCUGUCAAAAGGCUUAGUAUGGGUUCUGGGCAAGGGAUUGAGGAAUUUAAGAAUGAAGUAGUUCUGAUUGCCAAAUUGCAGCACCGAAACUUAGCUAGGCUUCUUGGUUACUGCAUUCAUGAAGAUGAGAAGUUACUCAUUUACGAAUACUUACCUAACAGGAGUUUGGAUGCCUUCCUUUUUGAUGCUACAAAAAAUUUUAUGCUUGAUUGGCUGAGCCGGUUCAUGGUCAUUAAAGGGAUAGCGAGAGGGCUUCUUUAUCUCCACCAAGAUUCAAGAUUAACAGUAAUUCAUCGAGAUCUCAAAGCAAGCAACAUCUUGCUGGACGCACAAAUGAGCCCUAAAAUAUCUGAUUUCGGUAUGGCAAGGAUCUUUGGAGGAAACGAGCAACAAGCAAACACUAACCGGGUUGUUGGGACAUAUGGUUACAUGUCUCCUGAAUAUGCGAUGGAAGGCUACUUUUCUGUCAAGUCUGACACCUACAGCUUUGGGGUUCUGCUGUUGGAGAUUGUAAGUGGAUUAAGGAUUAGCUCACCCCAUCUCACAAUGGACUUUCCAAACCUUAUAGCAUACGCAUGGAGCUUAUGGGUUGAUGAAAAUACAAGGGAAUUGGUGGACCGGUUGGUUGUGGAGAGUUGUCCACUUGAUGAUGUUCUACGAUGUGUUCACAUAGGGCUCCUGUGUGUUCAAGACCACCCAAAUGCUAGGCCACCCAUGUCAUCCAUUGUGUUCAUGUUAGAGAACGAAACAGCUCUGCUUCCUGCCCCCAAGAAACCUACAUAUUUCUCACUGCGGAAUCAUGAAGCUGAAGACUGGAGAAAAUAUAUGGAAAGAUCUGAGAAUAACAUGAGCAUCACAACACUGGAGGGACGUUAA
Messenger RNA from Triticum aestivum (bread wheat), 2442 nucleotides. RefSeq names its product G-type lectin S-receptor-like serine/threonine-protein kinase B120. The transcript is spliced from 7 exons. Gene Ontology annotation, biological process: protein phosphorylation; recognition of pollen. Gene Ontology annotation, molecular function: protein serine/threonine kinase activity; ATP binding. Bases 1 to 2442 code for a protein of 813 amino acids. Lineage: Eukaryota; Viridiplantae; Streptophyta; Magnoliopsida; Poales; Poaceae. The record is from RefSeq and is a predicted model, not a curated record. Gene Ontology annotation, cellular component: plasma membrane.